This is a messenger RNA of Cyphomyrmex costatus, 922 nucleotides long. RefSeq names its product cilia- and flagella-associated protein 20. The record is from RefSeq and is a predicted model, not a curated record. The coding region runs from base 301 to 882 and encodes 193 amino acids. Lineage: Eukaryota; Metazoa; Arthropoda; Insecta; Hymenoptera; Formicidae. The transcript has 3 exons.
CUGCAGUAUGAAAUGUGUUAUGCGUGAUCAUUAGCACAGUAUAUAUACAAUAUUAACCUCAAAAAACACGAAGGAAUUUAAUGAAUGCAAAUCUAAAUUAAAUUUAUACUUGUAAUCUUAUUUAUUCUUGAUGUGCCCAGGUUAAAGCUCCGUUUAUGUUGAUAUAUUCAUACGGAUAUUGUGGAACGAUGUAUCGAUCAAACAGUCGUUUAUAGGCUUGACGAAAAAAUAGAGGAGAGGUAGACCUAUUUUGGUAUAAAAAAAAUUAUCAGAGCAGCGGGAUCCUGAACAAAUUCGAAAAUGUUUAAAAACACCUUCCAAAGUGGUUUCCUAUCCAUUCUGUAUAGCAUCGGCAGCAAGCCCCUGCAAAUCUGGGACAAGAAAGUAAGGAAUGGACAUAUCAAGAGGAUUACUGAUAACGAUAUUCAAAGUCUUGUCCUGGAAAUACUAGGCAGCAAUGUUAGCACAACAUAUAUUACAUGUCCUGCAGAUCCAAGGAAGACUUUGGGCAUAAAGUUGCCCUUUCUGGUGAUGAUUAUCAAGAAUUUAAAGAAGUAUUUCACAUUUGAGGUCCAGAUAAUCGACGACAAAAAUGUACGUCGCAGAUUUCGUGCGAGUAAUUAUCAAUCAACGACGAGAGUAAAACCAUUUAUAUGUACCAUGCCAAUGAGACUGGACGACGGAUGGAAUCAAAUACAGUUCAAUUUAGCUGACUUCACACGUCGUGCCUAUGGAACGAAUUAUGUAGAGACACUGAGGGUCCAAAUUCAUGCUAAUUGUAGGAUACGACGAGUGUACUUUUCAGAUCGAUUGUAUUCGGAGGACGAAUUACCAGCGGAAUUUAAAUUAUUCUUGCCCAUUCAAAAUAAGGCAAAAUGUUGAUAAUUAAUGAAGGAAAUACGUCUUUAGUAAAAAAAAAAUG